Molecule: messenger RNA, 3253 nt
Organism: Esox lucius (northern pike)
Lineage: Eukaryota; Metazoa; Chordata; Actinopteri; Esociformes; Esocidae
Gene: kcnk3a
Product: potassium channel, subfamily K, member 3a
Exons: 2
Coding region: 494-1729 (411 amino acids)
Biological process (GO): potassium ion transmembrane transport; stabilization of membrane potential
Cellular component (GO): membrane
Molecular function (GO): open rectifier potassium channel activity; potassium ion leak channel activity
Source: RefSeq, a predicted model, not a curated record
AAUCGUGGCUUUUCGUCCGAGCUGUGUCGGUCUGUGUGAUUCUUUUCGCGAAUUGCGGUUGCUUAUGGAACUCUGUGCCGGUUCAACCGGUACAGGCAAUCAUCGGCUAUUACAUAUGCGGUUUGCUGACGCGUGAAAUACAUUUUGUAUGAUCUGUUAGAUGUGAGAGACGUCCUAUCGGAGUAAGGUGCCAUUUUCAGGGCUGAACAGAAAAUAAUAUCACUAGGCUGCGUGUGGAAUCUCUACCAACGAGGCCGUUGUUGUGACAUGAGAACGCACACUCAAGCACGCGGUGAGGGGGUGGUGAUUGGAGGGGGUGGUGCUGAAACGAACAGCUCCGAGAGUGAAUGAGCGCUUCGGUAAUAAAAUCAUCAGAGAGCUUUUGGUACAUCACUGUCCCAGUUGAAAGAGCCAGCCUAGCCAUGAACCAGCCGAGCUCCCCAUCCUCAAGAUCCGCGUUUAAACUUUUGGAGUCCGUCUGCUCACCCUGACCAUGAAGAGACAAAACCUGAGGACACUUGCGCUCAUCAUUUGCACGUUCGUCUACCUGUUAGUUGGUGCGGCUGUCUUCGAUGUAUUGGAAUCUACGAAUGAGACGGACCAGAAGAGUAAAGUGUUGAAACGAAAGGAAACACUUAAUGAUAAAUACCAAUUUAACAACACAGACUUUUCAGAAAUCGAGGAGGUGGUGCUGCAGCUGAAGCCUCAUAAAGGCGGAGUACAGUGGAAAUUCGCUGGAUCUUUUUACUUCGCAAUCACUGUGAUCACAACCAUAGGGUAUGGCCACGCGGCUCCCAGCACCGACGGGGGGAAGGUGUUCUGCAUGCUCUACGCCCUGCUGGGCAUCCCGCUCACCCUGGUGAUGUUCCAGAGCCUGGGUGAGCGCAUCAACACGCUAGUCCGCUACCUGCUGCACCGGCUGAAGAAAUGCGCCGGCCUGCGCCGCACGGAGGUCUCCAUGGCCAACAUGGUGGCCAUUGGCUUCAUCUCCUGCAUGUCCACGCUGUGCGUGGGUGCGCUCUCCUUCUCAUACUUCGAGGGCUGGAGCUUCUUCCAUGCCUACUACUACUGCUUCAUCACGCUGACCACCAUCGGCUUCGGCGACUACGUGGCGCUGCAGAGCCACGAGGCGCUGCAGAAUAACCCCAAGUACGUCGCCUUCAGCUUCAUCUACAUCCUCACCGGCCUGACGGUGAUCGGCGCCUUCCUCAACCUGGUCGUCCUGCGCUUCAUGACCAUGAACGCGGAGGACGAGCGGCGGGACGCGGAGCAGCGUGCCCUCCUCUCCCGGAACGGCCAGGCGGGGGGGCACAGCCACAUGCACUGCGUCCCCGACCUGCCCUCGUCGUCGGCCGCCUCGGGGUGCAGCGGGGGGAUCGGAGCGCCGGGGGGCGGUGGAAACGGCGGCGUGGGGGGAGCGGGGCGCGGACUGCGCAACGUUUACGCAGAGGUGCUCCACUUCCAGUCCAUGUGCUCCUGCUUGUGGUACAAGAGCAGGGAGAAGCUCCAGUAUUCCAUUCCCAUGAUCAUCCCCCGGGACAUGUCCACCUCUGACACCUACAUGGAACAUGGUGAGGCCUUCUCCUCCGAGCCACUUCACCCCCUACACUCCAACGGCUGUGUCUUCAGCAUGCAUCACCCCCACUCGGCCAUCAGCUCCGUGUCCACAGGCCUGCACUGCCUCACUCCGUACAGGCUAGGACACUGCAAGCGGCGCAGCUCCAUCUAGAGGCCGGGAGGACUCAAUGCCUGAAAAAAUACCUGUUGUCUACCAUGCAGAAGAAACACUGUUGUCCUAUUGUGGAUGGACCAAACCAAGAUCUAAAUCAGGGAUAACUUACAACCCUCAAGGGGAUCUUGGUACUGGGGUGGGUGUUUUUUCUUUCAAAUGACAGAUUGUCAGUGAUUUUAUAACAACAGGAAUAGGCCAUGCAGAGCGCAUCAGUUUGCCACCUAUGAGCGAUCUCCUUACUAUAACUUGAGCAUCCCUUCAGCAUUUAUGAUAUUUAAGGUUGACAUUAUUGAUCUUAGCUACAAGUAGAUUGUUCUAAUGACAAGAGGACAUGUCACACUGUGAGAGACAAAUAUUUUUAUGCGAAAUGAAUUUUAAGAAACUGUGCAACAUAAGACACUUGACUUAAACAAGCCUGAUUUUAAGUUUGGCAAGUACAUUUUUUUUCUCUUCACCAAGACGUACGGUAUAUAUGAAAAUGUUGCUCCAAGUAAUCAUCCAUUAAAUAAAUGUAAAUGUAUUUGUAAAUGGACACUGUAUUUAAGCAGGGUACUAGGGAAGGGCCUCUUUCUUUCAGUGAAUAUAUUUCGAACACUGACUCUCUCGUGUGUCUGUAACCGCAGAUCUGGUUCGAGCCAAACACGUUUGAUGUGCGCUAGUACCCAUCAUAUUAUCUCAAACCUCAACCUACCAUACUUUGUACAAAGUAUUGUAAUUUUUCUUUGUAAUUUUUUUUUUUUGUCUGUUCAAUUGUUUCACUGUUUGCUGUUCGUUUGUUUGAUGUUUUCAGGCUUUUUCUCAGAGCAUACAGACUCACUGUGUAUACUGAGCUAGUUCACUUCUGCACUUUAGAACCUUAUUGUAUGCUUGAGGGCACUAGAUACCAAUGCAUUACAGUCAUUUGAAGAACUUAAUUUAUGCUUACCUGAUAUUCUGGUACCGAAAUACUAUAUUUCUAUGGAUGUCAUGCUCUUAAAUGUUGUCAAGAGAUUUGUAAUUAGUUUGGCUCGUAACCCAGCAAGCAAAAGCAUUUCCAGUUGCAUUUGAAUGUCGUUCGUCUUUAUAUGGGUUGCUUGAAAAUAGAUUUUUAAAUGCCUUUUUUGGAACCAAAAAACAAUGUGAAUAUAUACAUACACACCCUCCUGUACCCUGGUUACUUUACCAGAUAAAAACCAAAAUAAAAUAUCUUGAUGACAGCAUCAAACAAGACGUCUUUACCUUCCAGUAAUCUGGUAAUUUACGUUCUCCUCAACCAAAUCACAGGAAACGUCAUAACCAUCACAUGACAUUUCAUCCACUGGAAAUGCAACAUUGGCGAUGGAUUUCGGAAUCACAAAUGUGAUUUUCUGAAAAAUCCUGCUGAAAUGGUCAAAUGAUGCAACGUUUUUUUUAGAAAAAUUGUGAGAUGGUACCUAAAUGUUUUAAGGGAUUUUAAAAGCUUUUCACUGAGGUUUUUUGUUGGAAUUAUUUAUUCUGCCAUUGACUAAUCUCAUUUUGUUAAUAAAGUAUAUAAAUCGUUAA